ACACAUGGAACCACCACAUAUAUCAUGUCUAGUGUUCCAUCUUGCUUUAAGAUAAUCAGCUUGAAAAGCGGUGUAAUUUUCAUCUCUUGGAAGACCACAUAGCUUCUCUUCCUUUUUCUCCCUCUUCAUCCAUGGAUACUCCUCAGUGGCCACAGGGAGUUGGAGUGGUUAAACCCAUGGAGGAUUCGAGGCCUAUGAGGGCAAGGCCUCAAAAGGAUCAAGCUUUGAACUGUCCAAGGUGCAAUUCAGUUAAUACCAAGUUUUGCUACUACAAUAACUACAAUCUCUCUCAGCCAAGAUACUUCUGCAAGACAUGUAGAAGGUAUUGGACUGAAGGUGGGUCUUUGAGAAAUGUUCCUGUAGGAGGAGGUUCAAGGAAGAACAAGAGAUCAACUUCAUCAACAUCAUCAUCAACGUCAUCACCUGCUUCAUCUUCAAAGAAGCUUCCUGAUCAUCAUCAUCUUACCCCACAAGCUGGUUUUCCUCACUCUGCUUCUCAAAACCCUAAGAUUCAUCAGGGCCAAGAUCUUAACUUGUCAUAUCCACCUGGUGAUCAGGAUUACAACAGCAUAUCUAAAUAUGUUGAGGUACCCUUUAAUACUGACAGCAAAACCCACCAUCAAAACCCUACCGCAUCCUCUAAUGCUUCAACUCAACUCUCGGCCAUGGAACUGCUCAAGACUGGGAUCACUUCAAGAGGAUUUAAUUCUUUCAUGCCCAUGUCGGUAUCAGAAUCGAGCACAAUAUAUUCAAGUACUGGGUUUCCUUUGCAAGAGUUCAAGCCGAGUACUCUGAAUUUUUCUCUCGAGGGGUUCGAAAGUGGGUAUGGGAAUAAUACUCUUCAUCAAGGGGUGCAAGAGAGUGGCACUGGUGCGAGGCUUUUGUUUCCUAUUGAGGAUUUGAAACAGAUCCCAACAACAAGCGAAUUUGAGCAGAAUAGAGGGCAAGGAGAUCAUUCUAAUGGUUAUUGGAAUGGAAUGAUGGGAGGAGGAUCAUGGUAAAUAAGCCGGCCAGAAGACCAUCAGAAAUAUUGGAUGAACGAUCGAGGAGUUGGUGUUUCAGUUUGUUUUCUUCCACUCCAUGGGUGACUUGUUUUUUCUAUUUUUCUUUUUUUCUUUUUUUUUUCUUU
Molecule: messenger RNA, 1129 nt
Organism: Juglans microcarpa x Juglans regia
Lineage: Eukaryota; Viridiplantae; Streptophyta; Magnoliopsida; Fagales; Juglandaceae
Product: dof zinc finger protein DOF4.6-like
Exons: 2
Coding region: 132-1001 (289 amino acids)
Biological process (GO): regulation of DNA-templated transcription
Molecular function (GO): DNA-binding transcription factor activity; DNA binding
Source: RefSeq, a predicted model, not a curated record